Molecule: messenger RNA, 2152 nt
Organism: Electrophorus electricus (electric eel)
Lineage: Eukaryota; Metazoa; Chordata; Actinopteri; Gymnotiformes; Gymnotidae
Gene: upf3b
Product: UPF3B regulator of nonsense mediated mRNA decay
Biological process (GO): positive regulation of translation; nuclear-transcribed mRNA catabolic process, nonsense-mediated decay
Cellular component (GO): nucleolus; cytoplasm
Molecular function (GO): mRNA binding
Source: RefSeq, a predicted model, not a curated record
GUUGCGCGAGUGCGUUCGACAGUUGAUGGCUUCGGAGCUGUUGAUUAAACAAUAAAAAUAGUAAGUUCUCCUUCAUCAAACUCCGACAGAAACAUGAAAGAAGACAAGGAGAAUACUCGACCCAGAGAAAAGAAAGUGGAAAUCAAAUGCGAAGAAAAUGAAAAAUCAGAGAAGCCAAAUAAAGACAAGAAAGAGGCCAUGACCAAGAUCGUAAUUCGACGCCUUCCUCCCAGCCUAACUAAGGAAGAGUUGGAGGAACAGUUACAACCUCUUCCAGAAGUGGAUUAUCUCGAGUUCUUCUCUAGUGACACCAGUCUGUACCCUCAUCUUUUUGCAAGAGCAUACCUAAAUUUCAAGAACCAGGAAGACAUUGUUCUUUUCAGAGAUCGGUUUGAUGGCUAUGUCUUCAUUGAUAACCGAGGGCAAGAGUACCCUGCAAUUGUUGAGUUUGCCCCAUUUCAGAAGAUUGCUAAGAAGAGGAGUAAGAAAAGGGAUGCCAAAAGUGGAACAAUUGAGGAAGAUUCUGAUUACAAGAAAUUUUUGGAGCUAUACAAUGGUGAUGAAGAGAAGUUUUCAUCUACUCCUGAGACAUUAUUAGAAGAAAUAGAGGCUAAGACAAAGGAGCUGUUUGCCAAGAAAACAACUCCUCUCUUGGACUUCCUUAAGAACAAACAGAGAUUAAGGGAGGAAAAGAAAGAGGAGAGAAGGAGGAGAGAGCUGGAACGCAAACGCUUGCGGGAAGAAGAGCGGCGGAAGUGGCGAGAGGAAGACCGAAGGAAACGCAAAGAGGCGGAGAAAUCAAAAAGAGGAGAAAGGGCACCUGAAAAGGACAAGGACCAACUUAAAGAGGAGCAGCCAAAAAUCAAGCUCUUGAAGAAACCAGACAAACCAGAGAACGGCGACGCUGAAAAGCUAAAAGAGAAGCCAAAAAAAUCAGACCGCGAGAAGCUGAAGGAAGACCGAGUUCCCGGAGGAGUCGAUGUCAAGAGGCGGCAAAAUGGCGAACACCGAGAGGAAAAGACAAGAAGAUUGGAGGAGGAUGGCCGCCGGGAACACCGGGAUCGGGAUACAGACAGGGAAAGGGAGCGUGAGAGGGACCGCCGGGAUCGGGAUACAGACAGGGAAAGGGAGCGUGAGAGGGAGCGCCGUCAGAAAGAGAAGGAGCGGAUCAGGAGGCAGGACGAGGAGCGUCGUCGUCGUCGGGAGCGGCACGAUGGAGAAAAUGUUUACAAAAAGAGAGAGGAGGAGGGGCGAAAGGAAAAGGAGCGUGUCUGGGAGAAGAGGAAGAGUGAGAAUACAGGAGACUUCUGCAGUCACGCUCCACUCGACAAAUCGGACAAGCCCUACAAAGAUUCUAAAAAAGAAGAAAGUGUGAAAAGGGAUCGUUUACGGAACAAGGAUCGACCUGCCAUCCAGCUGUACCAGCCAGGAGCGAGAAGCCGCAACAAAGGAGUAGGAGACAGCCAGGCGGGGGACAAGAUGGCAGAGCGGGACGCUAAGAAUGCACAAGAGAAAGGGGAAGAGUGAGUGAAUGGCCAUAAUGAUGAUGAGGAGGAAAUCUGGUCCUGCCAGGGCUGAUCAGCAUCAGAAAAGUGUGGUGGUGCCAAAGCUCCUUCCCCUCUCGAGGUCUCUGUCAGACAGACAGAAGCCCAACCCUGUCACCCUACUGUGCCUGAAUGAGCCCCCUUUCAUUUCUUUUUAUUAGAAAGGCAAGGGAUAAAUCUCGCUCCCUGACCAACGCUUGGAGUCGAGCUGUGGCGCCUAGCAAGAGAAGCCAAAGUGGACCACGAGGAUGCAAAAGUGACCUUACUCAUGGUGCACAACCAAAACAUAUUGUACUUCACAGCUGUUCAGCUCCUCUGGUAUGUGAGGCUAGUGAUCCAGUUUGUUUACUCUGCCACACUCCAAUAAGUUACCGAAGGUUUUACAGAAAGUUUCACAGGUACAGUUUGUUUGGAUGAUUUUUAAAGAGAUUCCCCUCCCAUUAACCUUUGCUACGUGGACUCUGAGCCAUGUGCUAUGAUGUCUUUAUCACAGUCAGGUGUUUUUGUUUUUUUUCUUUUUAAAGCUGACAUCAUUUUCUGGAAAUCUUGUUAAAUUUAGCAAGUGGCCUUCCCAACUUUUGCAAUAAAGCUUUACCCUAUGAAUGCUA